Molecule: messenger RNA, 973 nt
Organism: Daktulosphaira vitifoliae (grape phylloxera)
Lineage: Eukaryota; Metazoa; Arthropoda; Insecta; Hemiptera; Phylloxeridae
Exons: 3
Coding region: 231-740 (169 amino acids)
Source: RefSeq, a predicted model, not a curated record
CUAAUCUCCAGUCCCGAACGUCUAAGCAAGCUCGUAAACCAACCAACCUUCAACGACUGUAUCAAAUACGGUGAAAGGUUGUGCGCCGUCAUAAUGGACACAAAGAUUGUCAAGUUUCUCAAACCAAUAUACGUCGGUUUAGCAGUGCUCGACAUUAGCAAGACGCUAAUGUACAAGUACUUCUACGACGUAUUGAAACCACAUAUGGCGAUGCAAUCGAAUUGGUUUACAUGGAUACUGACUCCUUCAUAUACCUGCUCAGAGUCAGCGACUUCUAUCAGGAUUUAGCCGACAGCCCCGAUUUACUGGUGUACGUGGACGCAUCUAGGCUGCCCAAGGAUCACCCUUGUUACUCAACCACGAGGAAGAAGACGCCUGGUCUGUUUUCAGACGAGACCGGCGGCCUCACCCUCUUUGAGAUCGCUGCACUUCGUUCAAAGUGCUAUGCAUUUGACAUGGAAGGCAGCGAAUUCAUCAAGUCUAAGGGGAUCCGCGGACAUGUCGUCCGGAACCAUCUGUCUUUGGACGAUUACAAACGAUGUUUGUUUGAAGACGAUGGCGACGAUGGUGACGAUGCGUCAAAACGAAACGUGUCAAUUCGUUCUUUCGAGCACGAGGUACGCACUUUACGUACAACCAAGUUGGCGCUUAACCGUUUCGAUGAUAAGCGCUACACGCUCGACAACAGAGUUGACACGCUGGCUUACGGUCAUUAUGCCAUUCCAUCGGAAGAAAUUUAAGCAACAUUAGUUUUUAUAGUAAUAAUAAGAUUGUAAAACUCUUUAAAUAUCCAUAUUGAUAAAUGUAAAAUAUAUUGUAUGAUAAACCGUGUAAUUGAAUUUUAUGAUAAGGUUUUUGUAAAUAUAAGUGUUGUAUAUAAAUAUAUAGUUGUAAAUAUAGUUUUAAGAUUUUUUAAUGUAAUAUUUUAAUGAAUUGAAUUGUAAAUAAAUGUAAGUUAGAAUUGAUAUUAUAA